Messenger RNA from Otolemur garnettii (small-eared galago), 2581 nucleotides. It is a transcript of the gene F13A1, whose product is annotated as coagulation factor XIII A chain. Gene Ontology annotation, molecular function: protein-glutamine gamma-glutamyltransferase activity. The transcript has 14 exons. The record is from RefSeq and is a predicted model, not a curated record. Gene Ontology annotation, biological process: blood coagulation, fibrin clot formation; peptide cross-linking. Lineage: Eukaryota; Metazoa; Chordata; Mammalia; Primates; Galagidae. Bases 22 to 2220 code for a protein of 732 amino acids.
CAGGACUUGAUAAAGCUGAGAAUGUCAGAAACCUCCACGGCCACUUUUGGGGGCAGGAGAGCAGUGCCACCCAACAACUCCAAUGCUGAGGAAGAUGACCUCCCUACGGUGGAGCUGCAGGGCCUGACGCCCCGGGGUUUCAACCCGGAAGACUACCUUAAUGUCACAAGUGUUCACCUGUUCAAGGAGAGAUGGGAUUCCAACAAGAUAGAUCACCACACUGACAAGUAUGACAAUAGCAACCUGAUUGUACGCAGAGGGCAGUCUUUCUAUGUCCAGAUUGACUUCAAUCGUCCAUAUGACCCCAGGAAGGAUCUUUUCCGGGUGGAAUACGUCAUUGGUCGCUACCCUCAAGAGAACAAGGGAACAUACAUCCCAGUGCCUGUAGUCCCAGAGCUACAAAGUGGAAAGUGGGGAGCCAAAGUUGUGAUGAGAGAGGACAGGUCUGUCCGGCUGUCCAUCCAAUCUUCCCCUGAAUGCAUUGUGGGGAAAUUCCGCAUGUACGUUGCUGUUUGGACCCCCUACGGUAUACUCCGAACCAGGCGAAACCCAGAAACAGACACUUACAUUCUCUUCAAUCCUUGGUGUGAAGAGGAUGCUGUGUAUCUGGACAAUGAGAAAGAAAGAGAAGAGUAUGUUCUGAAUGACAUCGGGGUGAUUUUUUAUGGAGAUGUCAAUGACACCAAGAGUAGAAGCUGGAGCUAUGGUCAGUUUGAAGAUGGCAUCCUGGACGCUUGCCUGUAUGUGAUGGACAGAGCACAGAUGGACCUUUCUGGGAGAGGGAAUCCCAUCAAAGUCAGCCGUGUUGGGUCUGCGAUGAUUAAUGCCAAAGAUGAUGAAGGUGUCCUCGUUGGAUCCUGGGACAAUAUCUAUGCCUAUGGCGUCCCUCCAUCAGCCUGGACCGGAAGUGUUGACAUUCUCUCGGAAUAUAAGAGUUCUGCAAAUCCAGUCCGGUAUGGCCAAUGCUGGGUUUUUGCUGGUGUCUUUAAUACAUUUUUACGAUGCCUUGGAAUACCAGCAAGAGUUGUUACCAAUUAUUUCUCAGCCCACGACAAUGAUGCCAAUUUGCAAUUGGAUAUCUUCCUGGAAGAAAAUGGGAAGGUGAAUUCCAAACUCACCAAGGACUCAGUGUGGAACUACCAUUGCUGGAAUGAAGCGUGGAUGACAAGGCCCGACCUUCCUGUUGGAUUUGGAGGCUGGCAAGUUGUGGACAGCACCCCUCAGGAAAACAGCGAUGGCAUGUAUCGGUGUGGUCCCGCCUCCGUUCAAGCCAUCAAGCAUGGCCAUGUCUGCUUCCAGUUUGAUGCUCCCUUUGUUUUUGCAGAGGUCAACAGUGACCUUGUCUACAUCACAGCUAAGAAAGAUGGCACACAUGUGGUGGAAACUGUGGAUGCCACCCACAUUGGAAAAUUAAUUGUGACCAAAGAAAUCGAAGGAGACGGCAUGAAGGAUAUUACUGAUACUUACAAAUUCCAAGAAGGUCAAGAAGAAGAGAGAUUGGCCCUAGAAACUGCCCUGAUGUAUGGAGCUAAAAAGCCUCUCAACACAGAAGGUGUCGUCAAAUCCAGGUCUGACGUAGACAUGGACUUUGAAGUGGAAAAUGCUGUGCUGGGAAAAGACUUCAAGCUCACCAUUACCUUCCAGAACAACAGCCCCAACCGUUACACCAUCUCAGCCUAUCUCUCAGGCAACAUCGUCUUCUACACCGGGGUCUCAAAGGAGGAGUUCAAGAAGGAGACGUUCACUGUGACGCUGCAGCCCUUGUCCUUCAAGAAAGAGGAGGUCCCGAUCCUAGCCGGCGAGUACAUGGGCCAGCUGCUGGAACAAGCGUCCCUGCACUUCUUUGUUACAGCUCGCAUCAAUGAGACCAAGGAUGUCCUGGCCAAGCAGAAGACCACUGUGCUGACAAUCCCCACGGUUGUCAUCAAGGUCCGUGGUGCUAAGGUAGUUGGUUCUGAAAUGGUUGUGACAGUUGAGUUCACCAAUCCAUUAAAAGAAACUCUGCAAAAUGUCUGGCUCUACCUGGAUGGUCCUGGAAUAUUGAGACCAAGGAGGAGGAUGUUCCGUGAAAUCCGGCCCAAUACCACCGUGCAAUGGGAAGAAGUAUGUCGACCUUGGGUCUCUGGUCCUCGAAAGCUGAUAGCCAGCAUGACCAGUGACACCUUGAGACAUGUGUACGGCGAGCUGGACUUGCACAUUCAAAGACGACCUUCUGUGUAGAUGCAAAGGAGGCCAAGGCAGAUGCAGGCACCCAGCUUCCUGUAGUUGUGGCUAAGAAAAUGCUAAUGCAAAAAUAAUCAGCUCUUGCUUUAACUUAGGUGUCAAGACCCAGACAGACUAGAGAGUGCUGACACCACAUAUUUCAAAUAUACACUUUUCAAAACCUGGGCUAUUCAGUGCGGAAGUUAGUUUUUAGUGGCUCCACCUUCCAAAAGAUUCUGAGCAUUAGCUUUAACUAAGCUCUAAUUAAGCUUUCAUAGCUCGUAAGAGUAAAAGUCAUCAUUUAUCAUCAUGAUGGCUGCAGCUCCAAAUAUCAGGGGUCCCCUAGCAGGAGGAUUUUAUUGAUACCAAAACUUGUGAU